Molecule: messenger RNA, 2757 nt
Organism: Cajanus cajan (pigeon pea)
Lineage: Eukaryota; Viridiplantae; Streptophyta; Magnoliopsida; Fabales; Fabaceae
Source: RefSeq, a predicted model, not a curated record
GACACAAAAGGUGCGCAGUUUCUAACGUUGUGGCCCACUCUCUGAAUGGCUUUGAACAUCAAGGAAGGAGUUUCUCUGCGCUUUAAUUCUUCUCACCGUUAGCAAUGCUAUCCAGACCUUGCAACCCAGAGCCUAAAGCUGCAAACUUUCUGCGAUUCUUGUGGUUGAUUUUGUUGGAGGUCUAAGUUAUAAUGUCUGCAGCUAUGGAUGAUAAACAAGAAAAUCCGUUAACAUUCUCCUCGCCUAGCCAGCUGUUAUCAAUUGAUGAGGAACUUUGGCGGAUGGCUGAAGAGAGGGCCCAAGAGAUACUAUGGACAAUUGAACCAAAUGUACUAUCUGAGGUGAACAGAAAGGAUGUUAUUGAUUAUGUUCAGAGGUUGAUUAGAGGUUACUAUGGAGCAGAGGUCUUCCCAUUAGGCUCUGUCCCACUAAAAACCUAUCUUCCCGAUGGAGAUAUUGACUUGACCGCUCUCAGUCAUGAGGAUGCAGAGGAGGAUUUGGCACAUGAAGUAUACUGUAUACUUCAAAAUGGAGAUGACCCUGAAUACCAAGUAAAAGACAUACAAUAUAUACGUGCACAGGUCCAGCUUGUUAAAUGUACUGUGAAAAAUAUAGCCGUUGACAUCUCUUUCAAUCAGAUGGCUGGACUUUAUACUCUACGCUUUUUGGAGCAGGUCGACCAACUUGUUGGAAAGAAUCAUCUUUUCAAACGCAGUAUUAUCUUAGUCAAAGCUUGGUGCUAUUAUGAGAGCCGACUUCUUGGUGGACACCAUGGCCUGUUAUCAACAUACGCAAUAGAAAUAUUAGUCUUAUAUAUUAUUAAUCGUUGUCACUCAUCAGUGCGUGGUCCUCUAGAGGUGCUAUACAUGUUUUUGGACUACUAUGGUUCAUUUGAUUGGGACCAUAAUUAUGUUAGUAUAUGGGGUCCAAAGGCCUUGUCCUCCCUUCCAGAAAUUGUUGAGACACCAGAAUGUGAUCAGGGUGAAUUCUUGCUCCAGAAAGAGUUUCUCAGGAAUUAUAGGGAUAUGUGCUCUUUUUCAGCAAAGGCAUCCGAGACUAUGACCCAUGAAUUUCCAGUGAAGUUCAUGAAUAUCUUGGAUCCUCUAAGAAAUGACAACAAUCUAGGCCGUAGUGUCAACAUAGCAAGUUUACAUCGUUUAAAAUUUGCUCUUUCCUACGGUGCUAAAAGGCUUAAGCAGAUCCUCACACUUCCAGGAGAAGAGAUGGGUGCAGCACUUGAGAAGUUUUACCUCAACACUUUGGACAGGAAUGGGAAAGGAGAAAGGGCUGAUGUCGAUGUUCCUGUUUCUCCAUUUGGUAUUGGAAGAUCUGAAGAGUCUGUCCUCUGUGGAGAUUGUGACAGUUACUAUGGUGGCUUACAAUAUGUUCAGCUGUAUCGCAAUUAUGCCAUGCCACCAGUAACUGUACGCUCCAGUUCUCCAUCGUCACCUUCUCAGGACGAUAUCCAUGCCCUAUCGAUGCAGCAAAAUUGGAACAUGUUUUACCAAAGUGGUACUGAUGUAUAUAUCCCAGGACAGACACUCUAUCAUCCAACUUACAGCCUUGAAGAAGGAGGGAAAUCACGAGGAACAGGCACAUACAUACCUGACUUGAAUUAUAAUUCCUACUGGAAUAUGCGCUCAAGGGCAUCCAGGCCAAGGAGAUUUGCCUCUGUAAAGCACUAUGCAUUGCCCAAAUCGCCACCAAAAAAGCAACAAGCAGAGGAGGUUCACUCUGAGACUGACAUGAGCGUCAAUUCAGAUUCAAGGCCAUUUGAUCUCGUAAAUGAAGAUUUCCCUGUUCUUCCAUGCGCUCGCAAGGCUACACCGCCUAUACAAGCCCAAGAGUCUGCUCCAUUAGUAAAGGUUCAUUCUGAGACGUACAUGGAUGGUAAUUCAAGCUUGUAUUUCCCCAUUCUUCCAUGCAUUUGCAAGGCUACACCAUCAGCACAAGCCCAAGAGUCUGCUCCAUUGGCAGAGAUUCAUUCUGAGACAGAUAUGGACGGUAAUUCACAGUUGUUUGAGCUCUCAAAUAAAGAUUUCCCCCUUCUUCCAAAGGUUUGUUCUGAAACACACAUGGAUAGUAAUUCAAGGUCAUCGUAUGAGCUCUCAAAGGAAGAUUUCCCCUUUCUUCCAAGCACUCGCAAGACCUUACUGUCAGAGUCUGCUCAGUUAACAAAGCAAGCCAAGAGUUACCCAUCCUCUAAAGUGGAAAAUAUUGAGUUUGGAACUUACAAUUACAAGAAUUCACAAUCACUGACAGAACCAAGUUUGUCAACAAAGGAUGAGAAAGAAGAUUCUGCUGUUUCAUUUUCUAAAGACACUUUGCUGGUAGUUCCAAAGAUUGCAAUGGAGAAGGAAGAGGAAUCUACCAAGAGCAAUGAGAAGAUGGACUGACAACAUUGACAUAGACAUUUUUUAGGAUAUGAAGGAUACAACAGGAGAGUUCUGAUGUGUUGCUUUGUUGCUGGUCCGGUCAGAACGUUCUGACCGAAUACCUUGAAAAUAAUAGUCAACUUUUCCUUCUUUAUUUUUCUUUUUACAGACGUAAAUUUGGGAGAAACUUGAAUUGUUUGCUAGUGAAUAGUGGCAGUCUCAAAUUUUAUAGGAACAAACAAGUGGUAGGGAUGUUAACCAAUUUUGUUCUGCCAUGGUGGGAAUAGUUUACCAUUACUCUAGGAACAGAAUGACAUCUCCCUUCUAAUAUCCGGAUGAAAUUGUACAUGAUUUUUGUUUAUGUAAAACUUUUGAUCUUUUA